Messenger RNA from Tinamus guttatus (white-throated tinamou), 4417 nucleotides. The record is from RefSeq and is a predicted model, not a curated record. NCBI's taxonomy places the organism in Eukaryota, Metazoa, Chordata, Aves, Tinamiformes, Tinamidae.
AAAGUGUUUGCCUCUCGAAAGGAGCUUCUGGAAUAUGAUCUGCAACAGAGAGAGGCCGCAACGAAGUCCUCACGAACCACCGUCCAACCCACAUUUACUGCCAGCCAGUAUCGUGCCUUGUCUGUUUUAGGCUGUGGUCACACGUCUUCAACUAAAUGCUACGGCUGUGCCUCAGCUGUCACUGAGCACUGCAUAACGCUGCUUCGGGCCUUGGCCACCAACUCGGCCAUCAGGCACAUCCUUGUGUCCCAGGGCCUCAUCCGAGAAUUGUUUGACUACAACUUGCGCCGCGGCGCGGCCGCCAUGCGGGAAGAGGUCCGGCAGCUCAUGUGCCUUCUGACCAGGGACAAUCCAGAGGCCACACAGCAGAUGAAUGACUUGAUCAUUGGGAAGGUUUCUGCAGCUCUGAAAGGACACUGGGCCAACCCAGACUUGGCUAGCAGCCUCCAGUAUGAAAUGUUGCUGCUAACAGACUCCAUCUCGCGGGAAGACAGCUGCUGGGAGCUCCGACUACGUUGUGCUCUCAGCCUCUUUCUGAUGGCGGUGAACAUUAAGACCCCCGUGGUUGUGGAAAACAUCACCCUCAUGUGCCUGCGCAUUCUUCAAAAGCUGAUCAAACCACCUGCUCCAACCAGCAAGAAAAAUAAGGAUGUGCCUGUGGAUGCACUCACCACUGUGAAGCCUUACAGCAAUGAAAUCCAUGCGCAAGCUCAACUGUGGCUCAAGAGGGACCCCAAAGCAUCAUAUGAAGCAUGGAAGAAGUGUCUCCCUGCCAGAGGUAUAGAUGCCAAUGGGAAAGCUCCCAGCAAAGCUGAGCUUCACCAGCUCUACUUGUCGGAAAAAUACGUCUGGAAAUGGAAACAGUUUAUGAGUCGCCGUGGGAAGAGAACUUGCCCACUGGAUCUCAAGCUGGGACACAACAAUUGGCUGCGUCAGGUGCUGUUUACUCCUGCUACCCAAGCUGCAAGGCAGGCUGCGUGCACUAUUGUGGAAGCUCUGGCUACCAUCCCCAGCCGUAAACAGCAGGUCCUUGAUCUCCUUACAAGCUACCUGGACGAGCUGAGCGUUGCUGGCGAGUGUGCUGCUGAGUACCUAGCCCUGUACCAGAAACUCAUCAAACCUGCCCACUGGAAGGUCUACCUGGCUGCGAGAGGGGUCUUGCCCUACAUCGGCAGUCUCAUCACUAAGGAAAUAGCUCGUUUACUUGCCUUGGAGGAAGCAACACUCAGCACUGAUUUGCAGCAGGGAUAUGCCUUGAAGAGUCUCACAGGUCUUCUCUCUUCCUUCGUGGAGGUAGAGUCUAUCAAACGACACUUCAAAAGCCGCCUGGUGGGUACAGUCCUCAAUGGUUACCUGUGUUUGAGGAAGUUAGUGGUGCAGAGAACAAAGCUGAUCGAUGAAACCCAGGACAUGCUGCUGGAGAUGCUGGAGGACAUGACGACAGGCACAGAAUCCGAAACAAAGGCGUUUAUGGCAGUGUGUAUAGAGACAGCAAAACGUUACAGCCUUGAUGACUACAGGACACCCGUGUUCAUCUUCGAGAGACUUUGCAGUAUUAUCUAUCCUGAGGAGAAUGAAGUGACUGAGUUCUUUGUAACGCUGGAGAAAGAUCCCCAGCAGGAAGACUUCUUGCAGGGCAGAAUGCCAGGCAAUCCCUACAGCAGUAAUGAGCCUGGCAUCGGGCCGCUCAUGAGGGACAUCAAGAACAAAAUCUGCCAGGACUGUGACCUGGUAGCUCUGCUGGAGGAUGACAGCGGAAUGGAGCUUUUGGUGAACAAUAAGAUCAUCAGUUUGGACUUGCCUGUAGCCGAGGUCUAUAAGAAGGUGUGGUGUCCCACGAACGAGGGGGAGCCCAUGAGGAUCAUUUACCGCAUGCGGGGGUUACUAGGAGAUGCCACGGAGGAAUUCAUCGAGUCCCUAGACUCCACUACUGAUGAGGAGGAGGAUGAGGAAGAAGUGUACAAGAUGGCUGGGGUGAUGGCCCAGUGUGGUGGCCUGGAGUGCAUGCUGAACAGAUUGACAGGAAUUAAGGACUUCAAACAAGGCCGGCACCUCUUGACGGUGCUGUUAAAACUGUUCAGUUACUGCGUGAAGGUGAAAAUCAAUCGUCAACAGCUGGUCAAGCCUGAGAUGAACACUUUGAAUGUCAUGCUGGGAACCCUUAACUUGGCUCUCGUGGCUGAGCAGGAAAGCAAGGACAGUGGAGGAGCAGCUGUGGCAGAGCAAGUGCUCAGUAUAAUGGAGAUCAUACUGGAUGAAUCCAACGCGGAACCUCUGAGCGAGGACAAGGGUAACCUUCUCCUGACUGGUGACAAGGAUCAGCUGGUGAUGCUGCUCGAUCAGAUCAACAGCACUUUCGUCCGCUCCAAUCUCAGCGUCUUGCAAGGCCUGUUACGCAUCAUUCCUUACCUGUCCUUCGGGGAAAUGGAGAAAAUGCAGAUUCUUGUUGACCGAUUCAAACCCUACUGUAGCUUUGAUAAGUAUGAUGAGGAGCACAGCGGAGAUGACAAAGUUUUCCUAGACUGCUUCUGUAAAAUAGCAGCUGGGAUAAAGAAUAACAGCAACGGCCAUCAGCUGAAAGAUCUGAUCCUCCAGAAGGGGAUCACGCAGAAUGCCCUUGACUACAUGAAAAAGCACAUUCCUAGUGCAAAAAACUUGGAUGCAGACAUCUGGAAGAAAUUCCUAUCUCGCCCUGCGCUGCCUUUUAUCCUCCGCCUGCUCCGAGGACUUGCCACGCAGCACCCUGCCACGCAGGUGCUAAUAGGUACAGACUCCAUCACAAACCUGCACAAGCUGGAGCAGGUGUCUAGCGACGAAGGGAUUGGGACACUAGCGGAGAAUCUUCUGGAAGCACUGAGGGAACAUCCAGAGGUGAAUAAGAAGAUCGACGCUGCCCGGAAGGAGACACGUGCGGAGAAGAAGCGCAUGGCUAUGGCGAUGAGGCAGAAGGCCUUGGGCACUCUGGGCAUGACGACGAAUGAGAAGGGUCAGGUAGUGACCAAGACCGCACUGCUUAAACAGAUGGAGGAGCUCAUAGAAGAACCAGGUCUGACUUGCUGCAUCUGCCGGGAAGGCUACAAGUUUCAGCCAACAAAGGUCCUGGGUAUUUAUACGUUCACCAAGCGCGUUGCACUGGAGGAGUUUGAGAACAAGCCCCGAAAACAGCAGGGCUACAGCACAGUCUCUCAUUUCAACAUCGUCCAUUACGACUGUCACCUUGCAGCUGUGAGGCUGGCUCGUGGCCGUGAUGUGUGGGAGAGCGCAGCCCUGCAAAAUGCCAACACCAAGUGCAACGGGCUCCUGCCAGUCUGGGGGCCUCAUGUGCCAGAGUCUGCCUUUGCUACAUGCUUGGCAAGACACAACACGUACCUCCAGGAGUGCACGGGGCAGCGGGAACCCACCUACCAGCUCAAUGUCCAUGACAUUAAGCUGCUAUUUCUCCGCUUCGCAAUGGAGCAAUCAUUCAGCGUAGACACUGGAGGAGGAGGAAGGGAGAGCAACAUACACCUCAUUCCAUACAUAAUCCACACGGUGCUCUACGUCCUCAACACAACUCGAGCAACCUCGAGGGAGGAGAAAAACCUCCAGAGCUUCAUGGAACAUCCCAAAGAGAAGUGGGUAGAGAGCGCCUACGAGGUGGACGGGCCCCACUACUACACGGUGCUGGCGCUGCACAUCUCGUCGCCCGAGAAGUGGAGGGCCAUGCGCGUGGAGAUCCUCAAGAGGCUCCUGGUCACCUCCCACGCGCGCCUGGUGUCACCAGGCGGUGCCAGCAGGCUGGCGGAUAAGGCAGUGAAGGAAUAUGCAACCUACCGCUCUGGCCUUCUCUUCUGGGCCCUAGUAGAUCUCAUUUACAACAUGUUCAAGAAGGUGCCUACCAGUAACACGGAGGGAGGCUGGUCCUACUCUCUGGCCGAAUUCAUACGACACAACGACAUGCCAAUACACGAAGCUGCAGACAAGGCCCUGAAAACCUUCCAGGAGGAGUUUAUGCCAGUCGAAACAUUUUCCGAGUUUCUGGACGUGGCUGGCCUCUUAUCUGAGAUCAAUGACGCCGAGAGCUUUCUCAAGGACCUUCUGAACUCUAUCCCCUGAGCUGCGGGCACAGAGAGGCCAAGGGCGAGGACGACGCUAGCUUGCCUUCCAUCCCUUCGUGUUCCUCCUUGUGCAGUCUGUCCCUUCCCGAGGAGUGCUGCAGUUUGUUCGUUUUUUUUUUUAUUAUUUUAUUUUAUACUUUUUUUUUUCUCGGAGUGAUUUGGAAUUAGAUUUGUUUUAUCCCAUGUUUCAGCGCUUCUAACUGUAAAGCUUUGUGUAUUCAAGCUGGUUGAAAGAACUUGUACAGAGAGGAAUCCAAACCAAGAAAAUCUUAAUGCUUUAGCGUGCACAUCUUUGAAGUUAAAUAAAUCGAACGAAUGGG